AUGUACAUCUCCUCCUCACCCCCCUCCUCCGACCACGACCCCUUCAGUAACUCCCAAGCAGCGGAUGCGCGAUACUACGAUAACGAUUCAGACAACUAUGGUCGCAGGGAUACGUACAUGUCUGACGGCAGCAACACUGGCCUGAAUGACGAUGAUCGCUACUAUGAUCACCACGGCGCGUACGACCCAUACGGCCCACCGCCCGACACCGAUUCGGAGGCGGAGGUGUACGGCACGAAGUAUGCACCGUCCGCUGAGUCCUUGGGCCCUCCUCGUAUGGGAAUGUCAGAGGGAUCGACACCUACAUUUCUCGACGCGGGCGGAGCAACGGGCACACGGGAGCCUUAUCCGGCGUGGAGCCCAGAGCGCCAAAUACCGCUGUCCAAGGAAGAAAUCGAGGAUAUUUUCCUGGACUUAACGCAGAAAUUUGGCUUUCAGCGCGAUUCGAUGCGAAACAUGUUUGAUUUCACGAUGCAGCUACUGGAUAGUCGUGCGUCGCGGAUGUCGCCGAAUCAGGCGCUGUUGACGCUACACGCGGACUACAUUGGGGGCCAGCACGCGAACUAUCGGAAAUGGUACUUCGCGGCGCAGCUAGACCUCGACGAUGCUGUAGGCCAGACGCAGAAUCCAGGUUUGCAGCGGCUCAAAUCGGCGGCGGGGAAGAAGAGAGGAGUGCCGAAGAAUGCCUCUGAGAAGUCGCUGAAUAGUGCGAUGGACCGAUGGCGGCAGGCAAUGAACAACAUGAGCCAAUACGAUCGAAUGCGACAGAUCGCGCUUUGGCUACUGUGUUGGGGGGAGGCUGCGCAAGUGCGCUUCGUUCCAGAGUGCUUGUGCUUCAUCUUCAAAUGUGCGGACGACUACUACCGAUCCCCGGAGUGCCAAAAUCGAGUCGAUUCCGUUUCUGAAGGACUUUACCUGCGCACAGUUGUCAAACCGCUCUACAGAUUCAUUCGCGACCAAGGUUACGAGGUCGUGGAUGGCAAGUUCGUCCGGCGGGAGCGGGAUCACGAAAGUAUCAUCGGGUACGAUGAUGUGAAUCAGCUAUUUUGGUACCCGGAGGGAAUUGCCCGUAUUGUGUUGAACGACAAGACCCGCUUAGUCGAUCUGCCUCCGGCACAGCGUUUCAUGCAGUUCGAGAGGAUCGACUGGAACCGCGCAUUCUUCAAGACGUACUACGAGAAGCGCUCGUUUGGGCAUCUACUAGUGAACUUCAACCGUAUCUGGGUCAUACAUAUCGCGAUGUACUUCUUCUACACAUCGUUCAACUCGCCAACAAUCUACAACGGCCUGAAUUCUCCUGCAAUGAGGUGGUCGGCGACGGCGCUGGGCGGAGCAGUUGCCUCUGCUAUCAUGAUCGCCGCUACCUUGGCAGAAUUCUCGUACAUCCCGACAACCUGGAACAAUACUUCGCAUCUGACACGACGGCUCCUCUUCCUCUUGAUCACGCUCGCAUUGACCGGGGGACCAACCAUCUACAUCGCUAUUGCCGAGUCGACGUCGCCAGGUGGCUCAUUGGCGCUGAUCCUCGGUAUCGUCCAAUUCUUUAUCUCGGUCGUCGCAACGUUGCUUUUUGCCAUCCUCCCAUCCGGGCGAAUGUUCGGCGAUCGAGUCGCAGGCAAAUCGCGGAAGUAUCUCGCUAGCCAGACCUUCACGGCAAGCUACCCAUCCCUCAGAUACUCUGCUCGGCUGUCGUCUCUUCUGCUCUGGAUCCUCAUCUUCGGGUGCAAGUUGACGGAGUCGUACUUUUUCUUGACACUCUCGUUCAAAAACUCCAUCCUCGUUAUGGUGGGAAUGAAGAUCCAGAAUUGUAACGACAAGUACUUCGGCGAAGCUCUCUGCAGGAACCAGGCCGCGUUCACACUCACGAUCAUGUACCUCAUGGAUCUCGUCCUAUUCUUCCUCGACACGUUCUUGUGGUGGAUCGUUUGGAAUACUGUGCUCAGCAUCGCUCGGUCGUUCGCACUCGGCUUGUCGAUCUGGACGCCGUGGAAGGAUAUCUAUACUCGUCUGCCGAAACGGAUCUACGCCAAACUGCUCGCAACUGCGGACAUGGAGACAAAAUAUAAGCCCAAGGUCCUGGUGUCGCAGAUCUGGAACGCGAUCAUUAUUUCGAUGUAUCGCGAGCACUUAUUGUCCAUUGAUCACGUCCAGAAACUGCUCUAUCACCAGGUUGAUGUUGGCCAGGAUGGCCGCCGCAGUCUCCGUGCGCCGCCGUUCUUCAUUUCGCAGAGCGACAAGGGCUUCAAGGGCGAAUUCUUCACUCCGGGUAGUGAAGCCGAGCGUCGUAUCUCGUUCUUUGCACAGUCACUCACCACUGCCGUACCCGAGCCGUUGCCGGUUGAUGCCAUGCCGACAUUCACCGUCCUGACGCCGCAUUACAGCGAGAAGAUUCUGCUCUCGCUCAGGGAGAUCAUCAGAGAGGAAGACCAGAACACUCGCGUUACGCUUUUGGAGUACCUCAAGCAGCUUCACCCCGUCGAGUGGGAUAACUUUGUCAAGGACACGAAGAUUCUUGCGGAGGAGUCAGCCAUGUACAGUGGGCCGACGCCGUUCGGUUCGGAAGAGAAGGGUCAGUCUAAGACCGACGAUUUGCCCUUCUACUGCAUCGGAUUCAAGAGCGCCGCUCCCGAGUUCACUCUUCGUACACGUAUCUGGGCAUCCCUCCGUGCACAGACGCUCUACCGGACGGUGUCUGGAAUGAUGAACUAUGCCAAGGCGAUCAAGCUCCUGUACCGUGUGGAGAAUCCUGAGGUCGUUCAGCUCUUCGGUGGCAAUACCGAUAAGUUGGAACGCGAGUUGGAGCGCAUGUCCCGCCGCAAGUUUAAAUUCGUCGUAUCGAUGCAGCGCUACUCGAAGUUCAAUCGAGAGGAACAGGAGAAUGCCGAAUUUUUGCUGCGCGCAUACCCUGACCUCCAGAUCGCUUACCUCGAGGAAGAACCCGGGCGCAAGGAGGGCGGGGAAGUCCGCCUGUUCUCUGCCCUCAUCGACGGUCACUCCGAGUUCAUCCCUGAGACCGGCCGUCGUCGCCCCAAGUUCCGUAUCGAGCUUCCAGGUAAUCCCAUUCUCGGCGAUGGCAAGUCGGACAACCAGAACCACGCCAUUAUCUUCUACCGUGGCGAGUAUCUGCAGCUCAUCGAUGCUAAUCAGGACAACUACCUAGAGGAGUGUCUCAAGAUCCGUAACGUCCUGGGUGAGUUCGAGGAGUACGCUGUGUCCAGCCAGAGUCCGUAUGCGCAAUGGGGACACAAGGAGUUCCAGAGAAACCCGGUCGCUAUUGUUGGUGCUCGCGAGUACAUCUUCUCGGAGAACAUUGGUAUCCUAGGUGACCUCGCGGCUGGCAAGGAGCAGACAUUCGGUACGCUUACUGCCCGCUCGCUGGCCUGGAUUGGCGGCAAGCUUCACUAUGGCCAUCCCGACUUCUUGAACGCUAUCUACAUGACAACGCGUGGCGGCGUGUCGAAAGCUCAGAAAGGUCUGCACUUGAACGAGGAUAUCUACGCGGGAAUGAAUGCCUUCGGGCGUGGCGGUCGCAUCAAACACACGGAGUACUAUCAAUGUGGUAAAGGUCGUGACCUAGGUUUCGGGACGAUCCUCAACUUCCAGACGAAGAUCGGUACUGGUAUGGGCGAGCAAAUGCUCAGUCGGGAGUACUACUACUUAGGAACCCAACUUCCCAUUGAUCGCUUCCUGACUUUCUACUACGGUCAUCCUGGUUUCCACAUCCACAACAUGCUCGUCAUCUUGUCCGUCCAGGUGUUCAUCACGACCAUGGUCUACUUGGGUACCCUGAGGAGCCAAUUACUCCUUUGUCAAUACACCUCUUCUGGCCAGCUCAUCGGCGCAACGGGAUGUUAUAACCUCUCGCCUGUCUUUGAAUGGAUCAACCACUGUAUCAUUAGUAUCUUCUUGGUGUUCCUAAUCGCCUAUCUACCGCUCUUCUUGCAAGAGCUCGUUGAACGUGGUGCAGUGAAGGCUGUGUUCCGUUUGACGAAACAUUUCAUGUCCUUGUCGCCCGCGUUCGAGGUUUUCGGCACGCGCAUCUCCUCCCAUUCCAUCGCAAGCAAUCUGACAUUCGGUGGGGCCCGGUAUAUUGCAACCGGACGUGGUUUCGCGACAACACGGAUCUCGUUCAGCAUUUUGUACUCCCGAUUUGCAGGGCCGAGUAUCUACUUAGGCAUGCGGCAACUCGUCAUGUUGCUAUAUGUGACGAUCACUCUGUAUACUGGCUGGGUCGUAUACUUCUGGGUAACUGUACUGUCGCUCUGCAUCGCACCCUUCCUCUUCAACCCACAUCAGUUUUCUGCGGCUGACUUCAUCGUCGACUAUCGAGAGUUCCUACGCUGGAUGAACCGUGGCAAUUCGCGUGUCCACCAAAACUCAUGGAUCGGUUACUGUCGUCUGUCGCGCACUAUGAUAACUGGUUACAAGAAGAAGAAGCUCGGGCUUCCGUCAGAGAAACUAUCAGGCGAUGUUCCUCGUGCUGGAUGGCGUGCGGUCAUAUUCUCUGAAGUUCUCUUCCCCGUCGUCAUGGCCAUCCUGAUGGUUGUUGCCUAUUUGUUCGUCAAAUCCUUCCCCGUCGACGGCGUCCAGCCGCCUAGCCCUCUCAUUCGUAUCGCGAUCAUUUCGCUUGGCCCGAUUGUGUGGAACGCAGCAGUCUUGCUGCUCCUCUUCAUGAUCUCCCUGUUCCUCGGCCCCCUGCUCGAUACGCCGUACCCGAAGUUCGGCUCCGUGAUGGCGUUCCUCGCGCACUCUCUGGGUGUUGUUGGUAUGAUUGGUUUCUUCGAGUUCCUCUGGUUCCUCGAGUCCUGGAAUGUCGCACAUGCCGUCCUCGGACUCAUCGCGGUCAUCUAUAUCCAGCGCGCCAUCCACAAGGUGCUUAUUUCCGUGUUCUUGUCGCGUGAGUUCAAGCACGACGAGACCAACCGAGCUUGGUGGACGGGCAAAUGGUACGGCCGUGGCCUCGGAUCCCAUGCCAUCUCGCAACCAGCACGAGAAUAUGUCGUCAAGAUCAUCGAAUUGUCGCUCUGGAGCUCUGACUUCCUCACUGGACACUUCCUGCUCCUACUCUUGACACCACCUAUCCUAGUGCCCUAUAUCGACUGCGUCCACUCAACGAUGCUCUUCUGGCUGCGUCCAUCAAAACAGAUUCGCGCACCCCUGUACUCCAUCAAGCAGAAGCGCCAGCGUCGGUGGAUCAUCAUCAAGUACGGCACACUUUAUGUGCUUGCCAUUGCCAGCAUCGCGGCGUUGAUUGCUAUUCCCCUCAUUCUUCGUCAGGAGCUGCAUUACAAUUGCAGUGUAUGCCAGCGGGUCUGAACGGACGAUCGAUUGAUUGCUUACCUAUAAUCCACCAUACCAUAUAGAUUACUUGCACCUGUACGCUUUUGCCUUCGUCUGUAUGAUGGACUAGUCCUCGUUCUUACAAGGAAACGGACAUUUACGCCUUACGGAAAGUGUCUUCAGUAGCCACGCCGAUGACCUACUUGCAUACUGAGAAACUGAACAAUUACCUAUGAAUCGCAUUUUCUCUUGG
Molecule: messenger RNA, 5533 nt
Organism: Postia placenta MAD-698-R-SB12
Lineage: Eukaryota; Fungi; Basidiomycota; Agaricomycetes; Polyporales; Adustoporiaceae
Product: glycosyltransferase family 48 protein
Exons: 12
Coding region: 1-5316 (1771 amino acids)
Biological process (GO): fungal-type cell wall polysaccharide biosynthetic process; (1->3)-beta-D-glucan biosynthetic process
Cellular component (GO): plasma membrane; 1,3-beta-D-glucan synthase complex
Molecular function (GO): 1,3-beta-D-glucan synthase activity
Source: RefSeq, a predicted model, not a curated record